UACAUUUUAUGUAUUAUUUAGUUGAUUUUAUUUAGAACACCUUGAAGAGAGGCCAACAUCAUGUUUCACAUAAUAAUUGCAAUUAUAUUUUCUGUCUUUAUUAGUGUGCAAUCUGUUCCAACUCCAACCUUUCAACAAUGUAAAAAGACCGAUGUCACUUGUCUAAAUGGUAAUAUAAACACUAUAUUUCAAAAAUCUAUAAAAGGAGAUCAAGAUUUAGGCAUAAAAUCGGUAGACCCUAUGCAUCAUAAGGAGAUAGAUGGACAAUUAAGUGUCAUUGAGUACCAACUAUACAACAGUACCGUAGAAGGAUUCUCAAAAUGUGAAGUGGUUAAUACAAAGCUAGAUUUGGAAAAACGCGAACUCAAUUUCCGUGUUCUAUGUCCAGUUCUUGUUAUGUAUGGGGUAUACAAUAUAAGUGGUACACUUAUAGUAAUGCCAAUAGAAGGACAUGGAGACUACAAAAUUGUAUGCAAAGGCUAUGACAUGCAAGUUGAAACUGAUAUAAUGAUACAACAAGACAACAAUGGAAUGAAACACAUAUCGAUUAAGUAUUUUAAAGCUGAUGGUGAAUUGACUGAAGGAAUGACUACUGAUCUCCAAAAUCUGUUUGGUGGUAAACAACCACAACUGGCGAAAGACGUUCUUAAAUUUGUAAAUGAAAAUUGGGGUCCAGUGGCCAAGGUGCUCCAAGGUCCGGUGUUCGGCGCUAACUAUGGAAAGAUAGUCAAGAAUAUAAACAAAGUCUUGAAACAUGUUCCACUGAAUCAAAUUAUAGAGGAAUAGUGCAUUUAAUUAAACUAUUUUUUUUUUAUAAAUCUAUAUUGAAUAAGAUAUUUAGGUAUUUACGGUGUACAAAAAAGUGGCCUAAAACCUAUUGCUGUACAAAAAGUAAUAAAAAUGUUACAAACUA
Molecule: messenger RNA, 913 nt
Organism: Spodoptera frugiperda (fall armyworm)
Lineage: Eukaryota; Metazoa; Arthropoda; Insecta; Lepidoptera; Noctuidae
Product: protein takeout-like
Exons: 5
Coding region: 61-786 (241 amino acids)
Source: RefSeq, a predicted model, not a curated record